Molecule: messenger RNA, 1816 nt
Organism: Neogale vison (American mink)
Lineage: Eukaryota; Metazoa; Chordata; Mammalia; Carnivora; Mustelidae
Exons: 7
Coding region: 1-1527 (508 amino acids)
Biological process (GO): positive regulation of T cell mediated cytotoxicity; antigen processing and presentation of endogenous peptide antigen via MHC class Ib; immune response
Cellular component (GO): external side of plasma membrane
Source: RefSeq, a predicted model, not a curated record
AUGGCAGCUCCAUGGGACAGCUCAAGGAGAAGGGGACUCCCUCCUGGCAGUUACAAGGACAGGGCCCAGGGUCUCAUCCCAGGUAGAGGGAGUGGGAAGGCCUCUGUGGACCCACUCAAAGGGCUGGACAGUAGUGCCGUGUUCCCCCAGUCAUGGCUUGGGUCUUCACAUGCUGCCAAGUCCACCAAGAAGCCCCUCAAAGUGGGGACCAGCUCAGCCACUCUGGCUCUGGGCCAGCUGCCUUUGGAUGAGCUAUUGUUCAUCAUUAGACCAGCAGCACUUCCAAGUUUACGAAUCCAGAACCUCAGUCCAGCCACCUGGGCAGAAAAUAUUCCUUGCAGCAAGCCAGGUCCGAGCCCCGCCCGUCCGCGCCCCGCCCACCCGGAGAUCCGAACCCAGGAGACCGCAGGGACCCCAGCAGGAUUCAUUCGCUGUCUCGGUCUCAGCGAGUUCUGCAACUGCGCCUUUAGCCUGGUCCUCGCCCGCUUCCUCUGCCUCUCCCGCCUCUGCCCGCGCGUGUUCUCUUGCCUCUGUCGCACAUGUAAGAAGGUGAAGUUGGGCGAAUUCCCGUCCCCAACUGGCGUCCGGUCCCCCUCGGCGGGAGACAGGCGCCGUCCCGCGCCGCCCGCCCGGCCGCAGCAAGCACGUUCUGCUUCCCGGCCGCGGUUCCUUCGGAAGCCACUCCGCGCCUCACCUGGAACCCCCCGGCUCGGGGUCGCGAUGCAGCCCACGGCCGCCGCCACCACGCUCUCGGGGCGCUCGGGGCUCCUGUUCCUGCUGUUUCUCCUGCGGCUGCUGCGCGGGAUCACGGCGGCGCCGGCCGGGUUGGUCGUGGGCGCGACGCGCGGCGGAGCAGGGACAGAUGCUCUCUUGCUUUCCUACAAUUUCUCCAUCACAUCUCAGGCCAGGCCUGGACAACCGUGGUGUGAGAUUCAAGGCCAGGUCAAUGGAAACGAGUUUCUUUAUUAUGCCCGUGGAAGCAAGCGGGUCAUAUCUGUUGGUCCUUGGGGGAUGAAGCUGAAGGACACAGCAUUUUGGGACACACAGAUGGAAACUCUGGAGGACCUGGGGGAAGAGCUCAGAAAGAAACUGCUGGACAUCAAAGCCGAGAUUUUCACUAAGAGCGAUUCUCUCACCAUGCAGGGCUGGCUCAUGUGUGAACGUGGGGCAGACGGACACAGCAGAGGAUCCUGGCAGUUUGUCUUCAAUGAGCAGUUAACCUGCCUCUUUGACCCGGAGAACAGAAAGUGGAUACAGUUUCCUCCUGGAGGCCAACAGGUUAAGGACAAGUUGGACAGUGACAGAGAGCUGACCGAGCUCCUCAUGAAGAUCGCGAACGGAGACUGUAAGAGAUGGCUACAGAAACUGCGGGAGCACAGCAACGAGAUGCAGGAGACCACAGGAGCAACGGCCACAACCCUGCCUGUAGCUCUGGUCAAAGGCGCAGCCAUCAGGCCGAUCACUUCUGUCCUCCUUGUGGUCCUCACACACUUAAUCCUCCUUGUUGUCCAAGGCAUAAUCCUUUGAGUAACAGAGGUGAAGUUGCUACAGAAGGCCUGAGGAUCUGCUCUCCUGCACCCGCUCUCCCUUCUGAUGAGUGGCUUCUACCUGCUGUCCAUGUCCACCAACGGGACCUUUGAUCCUUGUGGUGAAGGUGAAAUGCUCCAGUCCUCCAGGAGAUCAAGAUUAUGGUGGAGAUGGAGUAUUUCCCUGCCUUCAUUCGUGGUGAUGAUGACCCACUUCUGCACUUUUUCAUAACAUGGAUCCUCUGGUAAUUGUAAGGACCUAUUUAGCCAGAGCGACUCCAUCUUGGGUA